This is a messenger RNA of Saccostrea cuccullata (small rock oyster), 2190 nucleotides long. RefSeq lists its product as uncharacterized. The transcript has 2 exons. The record is from RefSeq and is a predicted model, not a curated record. Lineage: Eukaryota; Metazoa; Mollusca; Bivalvia; Ostreida; Ostreidae. Bases 130 to 2190 code for a protein of 686 amino acids.
CAGCCUAUUACAAAUAAUGGCCGUUCAUAAAAUUAAAAAUGAGAUUCAUUGUAUUUUACCGAGUUCUUGGAAUUUACCGCUUUUAUGGUAGUACAUGCACCGGUAAUAUUUUAUAGAACAUAAAUCAGAAUGGCUCACAUUCCCCGCCUAUCAGAGAUCCUGUAUGUAGGUCUGUGUUGUGAAAUAGGGACACCAACAGAAGUGACGAUCAGAAGGGACGUGCUGGACAUGGGUGACACGAUAGAUGAAAAGAUAUCUAAAAUUUCGAAAGAUGUAGAUACCACAAGAAGAAUGUUAAGCGGUAGUUAUAGAGAAGGCUUUAGGUUUAAUACAUCUGACAGAGAUUAUAUGAUGUGGCUUUGUGAACGUUAUUUUUUAAUAAAUGACAUUUCUCAGUUGAGGGACUAUUCAUCAAAUCUUGACAUUAUUCUCAUGGAUGUCACAGAUACACCACCAGGAUUUGUAAGACUACAGCUUCUUACACGUCCUGUAUAUAAUUUCUUUACAUCAGCAUUCGUUCCUUUAAAUGAUCGAAUUUACAUUUCUAGCUUCUUUCUGAGGCAGUUUUUCGUUGAAAAGUGUUCUAGUUUAAUGAAGUAUCAACAUGGUCACGAACAUGGCCCUUGCUUCAGUGGGUAUUUGUCGGGAGAUGUUGAUAUAGCAUUCUGCUUUACCUGCAAAUAUUGGCCCCCUCAAACAAAUGACUGGAUUGAAAGAUGUUUCAGACACAAUUGGCCUCCUGCAAGUGUGCUUAAAGAUAUCUUAAACAAUAAUUACCACUGUGUGGCUAUUGGGAGUAAUGACACUAGCGUUGGGAAUAUAUUCAAUUGGAGAUUUUCCUUUUCUCUUGCAGAACAAAAACUCGUGUAUUCCAUGAAUCAUACUCAAUUUAUGUGUUAUGGCCUUCUCAAAAUAUUUCUCAAAGAGGUAAUCAAUAAGAACGUAGAAGAACCAUUACUGUGUUCUUACUUCAUGAAGACUUCAAUGUUCUGGUUAAUACAAAUUGGACAUGUGAGGUGGUCUCCUGACAAUCUAUUAGAAUGCUUUUGGAAGUGUUUAAAAUAUCUCAUUCUGUGUGUAUACCGUGGUAAAUUUGCCAAUUUCUUUAUUCCACAGAACAAUUUGUUUAUAAAUAAGAUUGUCGGCAUUGCACGUGAGUCUUUAUUAAAUCAACUUUAUCAGUAUUACAGAAUGGGCGUAUCCUGCCUACAACUAAGCUCUACAGUCAGAUCUAUCCUAGAGCCAGCCCUCAGCGGUCCAUGUGAUAUUCAAUUUUCUGGAAGAGUAUGUGAGGAAAUUGGAUGUGUAAUAAACGAUCUGCAAAUGCUAGAGGAAUUACAAGAAAUUGUUUUAAUGCCAUGUCAUUUCUUUUUAUUUUUAAAAUCUAUGGACACAUUGUUAAAUUUGUCACUGUCACCGUAUAGUUCCUUAACAUUACAGUGUUGUACAGCUGAUGUUCUUGCACUGACCACUUUUGUGAUUUUAAAGUAUUCGUCUAAUUCUAAAAAUAAACUUAUGUACAAUUUGGGAAAAAUGCUGUGCAACAUGUUGAAAGUGUCUGCACGGAUAGGAACCAUCUCGCAUUCACUGUAUUUAGCAUUGUAUUACUUUAGGACAGGGAGAUACAAUAAAGCACUUAAUGUUUCUAAUCUGGUGAAACAAAGACUUUCAGAACACUUUAUUUUGUAUUACACCACACCAGUAGACAGACACAGAUAUAGUGAAGAAAUAAGUCAUUUAUCUUUGUCUAGAAAAAUGAAAGCCACCUGGGUUGUGAAUCUUAAGUUUUAUUAUGGGAUAUACUUCAUUGAAGAAUUAAUAUUAGAGCAAGUAGAGGAUAAAUUAAAAACACCGCAUGGCCAAUUUAGAACUUAUCCAAUUUUUAUAUUGGUAGAAAUGCUGUCUGCUUUAUCAAACUACCGCCUUGGUAAUAGAGCUCAGUAUCUACAGUCACUGACAGACCUUCACACACUGCUCCUUUACGAUGAUGGAAGAUAUAUACUACCAUUCCACAGAGACAUUUCCUGGCAGAUACUAGGAAUCUGUCAGCAAGUUGUCGGAGACUUACACGGGGCUUUACAAUCCUACCAAGAAUCGCUGAAACAAAAAUCAGGACACGGAACAGAGAUGGCAGCACAUUCAAGAAUUCACAAUAUUCGGCAUCAACUAAGUAAAAAUCGACGAGUAUGA